AUGACUUCCAGUCCCCCGCCUCCCGGAGAGCAAGGACGCGAGGAAGCAGAGAUGGGCCGAGCCGCGCUGCCGCCGCUGCUCCUGCUGUGGCUCCUGUGCUGGGCGUCCCGGGUCCAGGCGGCCCCCGACCAGGACCAGAUUCAGUGCCUGCCCGGACUGGCCAAGCAGCCGUCGUUCCGCCAGUUCUCGGGCUACCUCAGAGCCGCCGGCUCCAAGCACUUGCACUACUGGUUUGUGGAGUCCCAGAAAGAUCCAGAGAGCAGCCCGGUGGUGCUUUGGCUCAACGGGGGUCCGGGCUGCAGCUCCCUAGAUGGGUUCCUGACAGAGCACGGCCCUUUCCUGAUCCAGCCAGAUGGUGUCACUCUGGAGUACAACCCCUAUUCAUGGAACCUGAUUGCCAAUGUGUUGUACAUUGAGUCCCCAGCUGGGGUGGGCUUCUCCUACUCUGAUGACAAGGUUUAUGCCACCAAUGACACCGAGGUUGCCCAGGGCAAUUAUGAAGCCCUUAAAGAUUUCUUCCGCCUCUUUCCGGAGUAUAAGAACAACAAACUUUUCCUGACGGGCGAGAGCUAUGCCGGCAUCUACAUCCCCACCUUGGCUGUGCUGGUCAUGCAGGACCCCAGCAUGAACCUUCAGGGGCUGGCUGUGGGCAACGGACUCUCCUCCUAUGAGCAGAACGACAACUCGCUCGUCUAUUUUGCCUACUACCAUGGCCUUCUGGGGAACAGGCUCUGGUCCUUGCUCCAGACCCACUGCUGCUCUCAGAACAAGUGUAACUUCUAUGACAACAAAGACCCGGAAUGUGUGACCAAUCUUCAGGAAGUGUCUCGAAUCGUGGGCAACUCUGGCCUCAACAUCUACAACCUCUAUGCCCCAUGUGCUGGGGGGGUACCUGGCCGAGUGAGGUACGAGAAGGACAGUGCUGUGGUCCAGGAUUUUGGCAAUAUCUUCACUCGUCUGCCAUUCAAGCGGACGUGGCACCAGGCACUGCUGCGUUCCGGGGACAAGGUGCGCAUGGACCCCCCCUGCACCAACACCACGGCCGCCUCCACCUACCUCAACAACCCGUAUGUGCGCAAGGCCCUCCACAUCCCCGAGCAGCUGCCCCGCUGGGACAUGUGCAACUUCCUGGUGAACAUACAGUACCGCCGGCUCUACCAAAGCAUGAACUCUCAGUACCUGAAGCUGCUCAAUUCACAGAGAUACCAGAUCCUGUUAUACAACGGAGACGUGGACAUGGCCUGCAACUUCUUGGGGGAUGAGUGGUUUGUGGACUCCCUCAACCAGAAGAUGGAGGUGCAGCGCCGGCCCUGGCUGGUGGACUACGGCGAGAGCGGGGAGCAGAUCGCUGGCUUCGUGAAGGAGUUCUCCCACAUUGCCUUUCUCACCAUCAAGGGCGCUGGACACAUGGUCCCCACUGACAAGCCCCAAGCUGCCUUCACCAUGUUCUCCCGCUUCCUGAACAAAGAGCCAUACUGAGGACCGGGGGACACGUGGAAGCCCUCGCUGUCUGAUGCAAACCCUCCCACCAGGAGGGAGCUCCUCCUCUAUGCAGGUCCCCGACUCAGGACUGCCCCACUGCCCACAGCCCCAGCCCUGUGCAGGGCAGCCUGGGCCCAGCCUCUCCGUAGACAGCCUGGGGACAAGUGAGCACUUUAUUCCUAUAGCAGUACCUGGAGGGCAUGGCCGGCCCUCCCUGCUUAAAUGCCCUUCUGGAUGUGUGGGUCCUAUCCCGGGACCCCAGCUGAGCUCUCAGGGCAGCCCUUGGGAAGGCAGAGGGGGGAGGGAGGGGACGGGCUACAGCAGACGGAUCGAUUAUGAAAUUAAAUUGCCACGGCUUCAACCCA
Messenger RNA from Urocitellus parryii (Arctic ground squirrel), 1847 nucleotides. It is a transcript of the gene Ctsa, whose product is annotated as cathepsin A. Lineage: Eukaryota; Metazoa; Chordata; Mammalia; Rodentia; Sciuridae. The record is from RefSeq and is a predicted model, not a curated record. Gene Ontology annotation, biological process: proteolysis. Gene Ontology annotation, molecular function: serine-type carboxypeptidase activity.